This is a messenger RNA of Daktulosphaira vitifoliae (grape phylloxera), 1197 nucleotides long. RefSeq lists its product as uncharacterized. The record is from RefSeq and is a predicted model, not a curated record. Lineage: Eukaryota; Metazoa; Arthropoda; Insecta; Hemiptera; Phylloxeridae. The transcript has 7 exons. Bases 121 to 1197 code for a protein of 358 amino acids.
UUCUAGUGACCCUGGGGCGCCGCUCAAAACAUUAUAUCUCUUAGUUUUCCGUCAGAAACUAUUUGUCUUUUGUCAUUACCAAUUGAGCGCCUAAGAUCUGCACAUACUUAGGCCAUUAGGAUGACAGUAACAAUUCGUCGUAAACAAGGGGAAGUUCAUUCCCCAUGCCUAUCUGUUUUGUCCGAUAAUUCGAUUAGUAAGCGAAAAAGCUCAGGACCCGAUUUCAACACGUGCACGGACUCCUGUUGUUCUGGGGAAGAGCAAGAAAUCUUACAAUGCAGUCCACCGCUAUCCUUACGCACUCCAGCCGAUUCUACUGCCUCUUGGCUAGACGCGGAAGAUGAAUACAAAAAUGGUAAUAAUUUUUUAGAAGAAGCAACAAUCAUAUUAUACGGCGAAGGUGAUUUUUGCGAUCCUUGUCACGAUAAGCUGCGAGAAGAAUACAAGCAAUGGAAAAGAAUACCUCAUUUAAGAAUAACUGGGAGAAGAAUAGAUUAUCCUUGCAAAUCAGAAAAUUACCAUGAAAAUGGUUACACAUCAAGUGAAAUAAAACGAAAUAACGAGUAUAAAUUAGACGAUACUAAACAAAGAUUAAACAAUUUGCAAAAUCAAGUAGUUUCAAUAUUGAUGGAUUCAAUUUUGUCUCGGGUUUUAGUAAGACACUCAUCGUCAAACUCUCUAAUUAAUAGUUCCUAUUCUAAUCAUAAAGAACGAAAAGAUUCAACACUUACGUCGUUACGAAGUCCUUAUGGAAUAGAAUCUAGUUUAGUUGUUUCGCCGAUACUUCCAGCAGAUCGACAAAAGCCAAAGUCGAAUAAUAAACUGAGAAUUUUGCAGGAAAAUUUUCAUCAUCAAAGGAUCACAGAAAUUCAUCAAAAACCAUGGCCAAAAAAUAACGUCAGUAUUUUACCACCCAUCGACAUCCAUCCAAAGAAAAUUACCAUGAAGACAAAACGAUGGUUCUCGGCCAUUGCGGCACCCAGUAAAACUCGUGAACUCUCAAGGCCGGCCACUUCAGCCAUUGAGUUACUAGAAUCGCCAGUGGAAGAGACGUCGAUAGACCUUUGUGUUGACAUAUCGAUCGACGGCAAGAGGAUCAAAGGACUACAAAAAAAGUGCUACGAUAAAUAUUACAACGCAAACAAUAACAAUAGCCAUUACCGCCUGUCCACCACAUGGCCACGUCGUCCGAAAUAA